AUGAGGGUAAUAGAAGUGGUCAUUGACGGCUUCAAGUCGUACGCUGUGCGUACGGUCAUCUCGGGAUGGGAUGAGAGUUUUAACUCGAUUACCGGCCUCAACGGCAGUGGUAAAUCGAAUAUUUUGGAUGCAAUCUGCUUUGUCCUUGGCAUCACCAAUAUGACGACAGUGCGAGCACAAAACCUUCAGGAUCUCAUCUACAAGCGCGGCCAGGCUGGCGUCACAAAAGCGAGCGUGACAAUUGUUUUCGACAACCGAGACACGAAGAAGUCCCCAAUCGGCUUCGAAGAAUAUGCGUCCAUCAGCGUUACCCGACAAAUCGUUCUUGGCGGCACUUCGAAAUAUCUGAUCAAUGGCCAUCGAGCCCAGCAGCAGACAGUUCAAAAUCUGUUCCAGUCUGUCCAACUGAAUAUCAACAACCCGAACUUCCUGAUCAUGCAGGGACGUAUUACAAAGGUCCUCAAUAUGAAGGCUGUUGAGAUUCUUGCCAUGAUUGAAGAAGCAGCAGGAACGCGUAUGUUCGAGGAUCGUCGAGACAAGGCUUUAAAGACCAUGGCCAAGAAGGAGGUCAAGCUUCAGGAACUGAGAGAGCUUCUCAAAGACGAAAUCGAGCCCAAGCUUGAGAAGCUUCGUACUGAAAAACGAGCUUUCCUCGACUACCAGCAGACACAAAACGACCUUGAGCGACUCACUCGAGUAGUUGUUGCUUACGACUACGUCAAAUGUCAAGAAAAGCUCCGCCAGACUGCUGCUGACUUGGAAGGCAAAAAGCAGCGCCAUAUCGGACUUGGAGAAUCGGCCAAACGACUAAGAAGUGAGCUGUCUCACCUGGAGGAGGAUGUGAAAAAAAUCCAAGCUCAGCGAGACAAGGAGGCCAAAAAGGGCAGCAAGGCUCAAGCGCUGGAGGAGAAAGUCAAGAAGCAUGCGAAUGAACUAGUCCGACUGGCUACAAUCAUGGAUCUGAAAUCCUCGAGCCUAGCAGAAGAGAAGGAGAAGAAGCUUGCACUUGAAAAGACGGUCGCCGAACUUGAGUCCACACUAGAAGAGAAGACUUCUACAUUCAACACCGCAAAGGCACAUUGUGAUGCCGAGAAGGAGGGCCUCGCCAAGCAAGCUGAAGAGGUCGAGUCGAAGGAAGAGCUGCUGCAAACUCUCCAAACCGGUGUGGCUUCCAAGGACGGCCAGGAAAAUGGCUAUCAAGGCCAACUUCAAGAUGCAAAGAGUCGUGCGAAUGCGGCUGCCACUGCGCAAGAACAAUCCAAAAUCAAGAUUGCCCACCUGCAGAGCAGAGUGAAAGAAGAAGAGCCACGCGCCAAAAAAGCCAGGGAGCAAAAUGCUGACUUGCUCCGCGACCUCGACGGGCUGAAGGCACAAGAACAAAGGCUCGAGAAGGAGCUGUCCAAGCUUGGAUUUGAGCCCGGUCAAGAGGAGCAAAUGUAUGAACAGCAAUCCACCCUACAACAGACUAUUCGUGGCCUUCGUCAAGAGUCGGACAAGCUAAAGAGGAAAGUUGCCAACUUUGACUUCAAUUAUGCCGAUCCAGUGCCCAAUUUUGAUCGUUCAAAGGUCAAGGGCCUGGUUGCGCAGCUUUUUACCCUCGACAAAAAUCAUACCAAAGCAGGCACUGCACUGGAAAUUUGUGCUGGUGGUCGUCUUUACAAUGUGGUUGUCGAUUCUGAGGUAACUGGCACGCAGCUUUUGCAAAAGGGUAAACUGAGGAAGCGCGUUACCAUUAUUCCUCUCAACAAGAUUUCUGCAUUCAAAGCGUCAGCUCAGACGAUUGCGACGGCUCAAAACAUUGCCCCGGGCAAAGUGGAUCUGGCGUUGUCUUUGGUCGGAUAUGACGAUGAGGUUUCCUCUGCUAUGGAGUACGUAUUCGGAAAUACUCUUGUCUGUGACGAUGCAGAGACUGCUAAACGUGUGACGUUUGAUCCAAGCGUCAAGAUGCGCAGCAUUACCCUCGAGGGAGACUCUUACGAUCCGUCGGGAACUCUGUCGGGCGGCAGUGCCCCAACGUCCAGCGGAGUUCUCGUCACAUUGCAACAACUCAACAGCUUAACUCGUGAGCUCAACGAAGCUGAGAGCUCUCUUAAGCAGCUCCAGUCCAAAAUGGCCAAGGAGAAGUCCAAGCUCGACCAGGCUCGGCGCAUCAAGCAAGAUCUGGACUUGAAGAGGCACGAAAUCAAGCUAGGUGAAGAGCAAAUCAGCGGAAACUCUUCCUCGUCGAUCAUCCAGGAGGUUGAAAACAUGAAGACGACAAUCGCCGAGCUUAAAGAGAGCAUAGUCGAAGCAAAAGCCCGCCAAGCCGAAGCCAAUGCCGAUGUCAAGCGCAUCGAGAAGGACAUGAAAGAUUUUGACAACAACAAGGACGGGAAGCUGAUUGAGCUUCAAAAGUCGGUCGAUAGGCUUCGCGCUGAUCUUCAGAAAAAUACAGGAGCUGUCAAGGCACUACAGAAGCGUCUACAGGGUGCACAGCUUGACUUGGAACAAGUGAACACUGAUCUCACGGCGUCUCGUGAGCAGCUUCAGGAAGUAGGCUACAAUAUCAAGACGCAAGAGAAUGACAUGCAAGAGGUCUCUAAGCAGCAAGAUCAACUGAAGAAGACACAUGAAUCUAUGCAAGCUGAUCUGGAUGACGAACGCGCCAAAUUGAAUCAAUUCGAUGAUGAGCUGCGUGCGCUUGACGAAGCUACACGUUCAAAGAAUGCCCGAAUUGCGGAGGAGGGCCUGGAGAUGCAGAAAUUGGGCCAUCAAAUCGAAAAGUUCAACAAGGAGCAGCAAACUGCAGCUGAGAGUGUCUCUCGACUGGAAGCUGAUCAUGAUUGGAUUCACGAUGAGCAAGAUAAGUUUGGUCGCGGCGGCACACCAUACGACUUUAAGGGCCAAAACAUUGCCGAGUGCAAGUCAACUCUUCGCAACUUGACGGAGCGUUCGCAAGGCAUGAAGAAGAAGAUUAAUCCAAAGGUCAUGAACAUGAUCGACAGUGUGGAGAAGAAGGAGGUAUCUCUCAAGAACAUGAUCAAGACGGUUAUUCGCGAUAAGCGGAAGAUUGAAGAAACUAUUUUCAGUCUUGAUGACUAUAAGAAGAAAGCUCUACGGGAGACGUGGGAAAAGGUGAAUGGCGAUUUUGGCCAAAUCUUUUCCGAGCUGCUUCCCGGUGGCAGUUUCGCCAAACUUGAUCCUCCCGAGGGCAAGACGAUUGGCGACGGUCUGGAAGUCAAGGUCUGCCUCGGCAAGGUGUGGAAGCAGAGUCUCACGGAGCUAAGUGGUGGUCAACGGUCUUUGGUUGCUUUGUCCCUGAUCAUGGCAUUGUUGCAGUUCAAGCCAGCUCCCAUGUACAUUCUGGAUGAAGUCGACGCCGCGCUGGAUCUGUCGCAUACGCAAAACAUUGGACGUCUCAUCAAGACGCGCUUCAAAGGCUCGCAGUUUAUUGUCGUCAGUCUCAAAGAUGGCAUGUUCCAGAAUGCCAAUCGCAUUUUCCGAACGCGCUUCAGCGAGGGCACCAGUAUGGUGCAAGCCCUGACGCCAGCCGACUUGAAGUAG
Molecule: messenger RNA, 3543 nt
Organism: Beauveria bassiana ARSEF 2860
Lineage: Eukaryota; Fungi; Ascomycota; Sordariomycetes; Hypocreales; Cordycipitaceae
Product: condensin complex component SMC2
Exons: 5
Coding region: 1-3543 (1180 amino acids)
Biological process (GO): chromosome organization
Cellular component (GO): chromosome
Molecular function (GO): protein binding; ATP binding; ATP hydrolysis activity
Source: RefSeq, a predicted model, not a curated record